GGGGGCUCAGCAUCUGGAAGUGAAGGUUUACCCAGAGUAAAAAACCAACCGACGACACCCGCGCAAGCUUAUUGGGUGAAUCCUGGUGGGACGUCAAUCAUGAAAACCUCCACGAGCGUGCUGAUGAAUUAUAGAUGAAAGGAAGCUGAAAAUGCAGAUUUGGUGCCAAACACGAACAUACUACACACAAUCAACAUUUCAUAGACGGACCAUUUAACUUACACUGCUUCAUCCACAGCUAGAUGCAUACAGAAAAGCGUUAAUUUCAAGUGAGCAGCCGUCUGCAGCCUUUAUUCCAUCCACAACAUUCACAUUAACGAAAACCAUGCGAGGAUUUAAUAAGGAUGGCACUACAGUCAUCCUGGUUUUGCUUAAUUUAAUUCUUUUUGAAACAGCAGAUGCAGAGAAGGCGAUAUUUACUAAUCAUUUCUUGGUUCAGUUGCAUGAAGGGGAAGACGUAGCCAAGCAAGUUGCAGCAGAUCACGGUUUUAACAGUGGCAAAAAGCUCCCUUUUGCGGAAGGACUAUUCCAUUUUUAUCACAACGCCAUUCCAAAAGCAAGGAGAAGACGCAGCCUUCAGCAUAUACAACGCCUUGAAAAGGACCCAAGGGUGAAGAAUGUAUUGCAACAAGAAGGGUUUGGCAGAAAGAAGAGAGGCUACAGAGAUAUUAAUGAAAUUGACGUUAAGAUGAAUGACCCAUUGUUUACCAAACAGUGGUAUCUUAUAAAUACUGGUCAAGCAGAUGGGACCCCAGGACUUGAUCUGAAUGUGGCUGAAGCUUGGGAAUUGGGCUUUACUGGAAAAGGUGUGACCAUAGCAAUCAUGGAUGAUGGAAUUGACUACUUACAUCCUGAUCUUGCCUCCAAUUAUAAUGCAGAAGCCAGCUAUGACUUUAGCAGCAAUGAUCCCUAUCCCUACCCUCGCUACACGGACGACUGGUUUAACAGCCACGGAACUAGAUGUGCUGGUGAAGUUUCUGCAGCAGCCAAUAACAACAUCUGUGGUGUAGGAGUGGCGUUCAGCUCAAAAGUUGCAGGUAUUCGAAUGUUGGACCAGCCUUUUAUGACUGAUAUAAUAGAAGCUUCAUCAAUAAGUCACAUGCCUCAAAUUAUCGACAUCUACAGUGCCAGUUGGGGGCCAACUGAUGAUGGUAAAACUGUGGACGGACCACGGGAGUUGACUUUACAAGCCAUGGCAGAUGGUGUGAAUAAGGGCAGGGGCGGUAAGGGAAGCAUCUAUGUCUGGGCUUCGGGAGAUGGAGGCAGUUACGAUGAUUGCAACUGUGACGGCUAUGCAUCUAGCAUGUGGACCAUCUCUAUCAAUUCAGCAAUCAAUGACGGCCGCACAGCCCUUUACGAUGAAAGCUGUUCUUCCACCCUGGCUUCUACAUUUAGCAAUGGAAGAAAGAGGAAUCCUGAAGCUGGUGUGGCUACAACUGAUUUGUAUGGAAACUGCACACUGCGUCAUUCCGGAACAUCAGCUGCUGCGCCAGAAGCGGCUGGGGUGUUUGCUUUGGCUUUGGAAGCUAAUCCAAAUCUAACCUGGCGUGAUAUGCAGCACUUGGCAGUGUUAACAUCCAAAAGGAAUCAGCUGCACGAUGAGGUUCACCAAUGGCGUAGAAAUGGCGUGGGUUUGGAAUUCAACCACCUCUUCGGAUAUGGAGUUCUUGAUGCAGGUGGCAUGGUCAAAAUGUCAAAGGACUGGAAGACAGUUCCUGAAAGAUUUCAUUGUGUGGGAGGUUCAAUACAAGAAACACACAAAAUACCAUCAAAAGGCAAGCUGAUUUUGACAAUUACGAUGGAUACGUGUGAAGGGAAGGACAACUUUGUCCGAUACUUGGAGCACGUCCAGGCAGUGAUCACUGUCAACUCCACCAGAAGAGGAGAUCUGAACAUAAACAUGACCUCUCCCAUGGGCACAAAAUCCAUUCUGCUGAGUCGCCGCCCUCGAGAUGACGACUCCAAGGUUGGCUUUGACAAAUGGCCUUUUAUGACAACGCACACUUGGGGAGAAGACCCCAGGGGGACCUGGGUCCUGGAGAUUGGCUUUGAGGGGAAUGCACUGCAGAAAGGGAUGCUGAAGGAAUGGACUCUGAUGCUCCAUGGAACACAAAGUGCCCCUUACAUAGACCAAAUAGUGAGAGAUUACCAGUCCAAACUGGCCAUGUCCAAAAAGGAGGAGCUAGAGGAAGAACUGGACGAGGCUGUGGAACGAAGCCUGAAGAGUUUGCUGAGCAAGAACUAGCCCUCCUGUCAUCUGCAUGUCGGUCUUCUCUUUCAUAAACUCCAUACGCCUUUAGUCCAGUUUCUACCCUCCUUUCUGUGUUUAUUAGCACGAAUACAAUUAAUGUUUCUUGUGGUCAGAUAAUCACAAUUUGUAAGUUAGUUUUUUGGGGUUUUUUUACACUUUAGUAUAUGCUGUUACUAUAUUUUGUUUUCGGUCCCCUGCCCUAAACCUACUACUUGUAUGUACAGUUUAUGUACAUGAUUUUGUGACAUACUACUUAAAGGUUAAUAUCUUGCAAACAAAGCAGUGACAUUUUUUUCCCAUUAUAUUUUUGUGAUAAAUAUGGUUUAUAUUGUUUUAGAUUGUUUAGAGAGAGAGACAGAGAGAGAGAGAGAGAGACAGAGAGAGAGAGACAGACAGAGAGAGAAUAUGAAUCACUGACUUUGUUAUUAAUAGAACAGCCCAGCCAUUUCACAUUUCAAUGUAGAUUUCACAGCUCCUGAUAUUUGCUCCGUUUUAGAAAAAUAAAUAUGUCAGCUUCUCAAAGCUGUUUACUCCAAAUCAUCAUUAGUCUUUUUUUUUUUUUUAAGAAAAGGAGUAACACACCUAAUACAAUGACCAAAUCAGAAAUAAACUUUUCAUUCAGGGGCUUGAAAGUAAUCUUAAAUAGUUUAUUAUUCAUUUUGGAAUUUUACUUGGAUUUUGUUUUCCUUUUGAGAAAACAAUUGUGCUGAAUACAUUUUGGAGUAAAUAGGUUUGAUUUUCCUCAAAAAAAAACCUUAGUUCAGCAUUCCAGUUACAGCACAUGUUUUAUUUCAAAGGCUGCACUAAAUUAAAACGAUAGCAUCAAUGUGGCCACAGCAGUGGCAAUAGCAGUGGUACAAUUCUGUUUGAAUCUAGGCCUACAUCAGUACAAGGCACUGUUAAGACCCUGUGAAGUACAUAACUGUGUUACAAUUUAUUGUGCAAGCCCAGUGGAGUCUGAUACCAAGUGAUGCUUUUGGUUUGAGUGUACUGUAGUUUUACUUAAAUCUUGUUAAGGUGCCGUUAAAUGUUUAAAAAUUCCAUGUGAUAUAUAUUAGCACUAGUACCAAACCUUGAAAUCCUAAAAGAAUGAAAUAUAUCUUUUUUUGUUACUGUAGUCUUCUUUAGUAAGACAAAGCUUCAUCUAUAUCAUCAAUAAAUUGUUUUAUUCCUGCAUAAUAAUUUAGUGAA
Molecule: messenger RNA, 3442 nt
Organism: Acipenser ruthenus (sterlet)
Lineage: Eukaryota; Metazoa; Chordata; Actinopteri; Acipenseriformes; Acipenseridae
Product: neuroendocrine convertase 2
Exons: 12
Coding region: 326-2245 (639 amino acids)
Biological process (GO): protein processing
Cellular component (GO): Golgi membrane; trans-Golgi network
Molecular function (GO): serine-type endopeptidase activity
Source: RefSeq, a predicted model, not a curated record